Molecule: messenger RNA, 1584 nt
Organism: Aureobasidium melanogenum CBS 110374
Lineage: Eukaryota; Fungi; Ascomycota; Dothideomycetes; Dothideales; Saccotheciaceae
Exons: 3
Coding region: 1-1584 (527 amino acids)
Source: RefSeq, a predicted model, not a curated record
AUGCCGCUUCGUGAAAAGAUCAAGAGCUUGUUGCACAGGCACGAUGACGAAUCAACACCUCCAAGCAGUCCCAAUCGCCAAUCUCGCUAUGAGAACACUUCGCAAGGUGUGAGCCCCCAGCAGGGUGGGAGAGCAAGUACAAGCGUGGAUUCGCCUUCGCAAGCGUCUCCUGCAAGAUCCCGAUCCAAGCUUCGAAGGUCGCUUGAUCGCAAAUCUGCCCCUGCUGCAGACGACUCAAUUGGUAGACGAAGUCUCGACAGAAAGAGUCUUGACAGUAAGCGCAAGAGUCUUGAUCAGCGUCAGAUUGAUGCUGGCGAGGCCCCAAGCGUACCUGCAGUUCCCAGCACUUACAAGGAUGAGGCAAUCGCCCGCCCUAGAGUCUCGCAGGAUGCCGAAACAAUGGCAGCCAAGGAGAAAGCUCGCAGAAGUUCCAAUGUGAUCAAUCUCAAUCACAACAACACUGCUUCUCAACCACUUUCAAGCAAAUCUGAUAGGUACUCAGAAGACGUUGCUGAUUGGAACAUCAUGAAUGCUGAGAAGCCAAGUCCUACCCACGCGCCAGCUCCGCUCAAUGUCAACAAAUCGGUUGCCGACAAAUCGCGACAGUCUUCAACAUCAUCUUACUCUACAGCUCCAAUGGCUGGAAUUGGCCAGACUGGAGUUUCGCGCAAGGCCGUUGGCUCUGAGACUGUGCAGGACGUCAACGGCAGAAGGGGCAGUGUCGCGAGCACCAAGCAGAGAUCGAGACUUAGCAUGGACAAGCCUCUGCCAGUGCCACCAAAGCAAACAGCUUUGAGCGAUGAUCCAGCUUUCGGACAGUUCCUUCCCAAGGAUCACAACUACAUUGUCAAGGACGCUCCGGCUGCUCCUCUACUUGAAGGCGUCGUAGACCUCAGAAACACAGUGGACACUGAUGUGACCGAGACUUGGGCUCCAGCUGUCACACACGAAACUGUCAGACCUCAGGUCCACCACAUUCGCGAAGAAGUUAUCACCCGUGAAAUCCACAACCACGACGUCUACCACCGCAUCCUGCCUAUCAUUGAUAUUGAAGUCCUUCCAGCGAGGCACUUCGUACCUACCGGAAAUGGCGACGAGCUGAUGGAAAUUUCUGAAGAUGAGAUUCCUGGUAGAUCCGGCUACAAUCAGCAGUGGUUCAUCGGCGAGAUGCUGUCCAAGCUUCCCAAAGAUUCGAACUUCUUUAGAGAGCCACUUCGUUUCACAGCCAGAGAGUUCCCUGGAACUGAAGGCGACUACAAGGAGUACGUGCGCAACGGCAUUCCUACAACAGAGACGACUUGGGUCCACCCUCCUGUACUCGAUGACAUGAUGUAUUUGGCUGGUCAAACUCAGCCGUUCCACUUUGGCUGCGAGAACCCCGCAGACAAUGGGCUCCGCAUGCGCGCGCCCAACGGUCCGGUGGUUGGAUCAUCGCGCUACCACAAAGUACAAAUGGAGCGCAGAGUAGGAGCAGUUGAGCCACCGACAGAGUCGUUGAAGAAUUUGUCAGUGGGCGAUCAUGCUCAGGGCACUUCUUCUAGCGGCGCGACGGGCUCAGAGGCUCUGACACCGCAUGCAAAGUGA